This is a messenger RNA of Melanaphis sacchari, 984 nucleotides long. RefSeq names its product zinc finger MYM-type protein 5-like. Lineage: Eukaryota; Metazoa; Arthropoda; Insecta; Hemiptera; Aphididae. The transcript is spliced from 4 exons. The coding region runs from base 1 to 984 and encodes 327 amino acids. The record is from RefSeq and is a predicted model, not a curated record.
AUGAAAAAUGAAAAAAAAAAAAUACAACAGGAAGAACAUAUUUCAAAGCUCACUAAAAUAAGUGGUUUUUUUACAAAAACAAGUGGAUUGCCAACUAACGUUUUACCUGAACAUAUGGACAAAUUUGUUCACUCUGAUAAAAAUUCGACCACAGAUUUAAUAUCAAAUGACGCACACACAGAAAACAAGACAGGAGGGUUGCUCAGUUUUAAUACUGAAACUUAUAAGUCAACUGAUGAAUAUGAAAUUAUUGAAAGUACUACUCCCCCGGUUUUUACUGAACAUUUGAACAAUUGUUUCCCCUCUGAUGAAAAAUCGACUAAAGAAUUUGACACCACCGAAUUUACUGAAAAAAACGAUGACUGUGAACUCGAUUUAUCGGAAAGAUUUCCAACCGACCGAGGAAUGUUUAAAAAUUGUAUAAGCGAUAAAUUAAAACGUGAAAUUCUGAAGUAUGGGCCUUGUAAGCCAGAAAUAGAUUUUCCUCUUAAUGACUCGAAAAGAAAAUUUUCAAAAAUAUAUUACUACGUGAAGUUAAAAAAUGGUACACUUAUUCCUAGACCGUGGCUUUGUUAUUUCGUAAUUUGGGAUAUGGUUUACUGUGAAACUUGCUGGAUUUUUUCUGGUAAAAAUAAUUGUAAUCUUAAAAAAGAAUGGGUAGAAGGAAUAAAUGACUGGCAACAUCUCUCUCAGAAAAUAAAUAUUCACGAAUCUUCACUGUCACAUUUGAAUGCUAUAAAAGUUAGAACAAUGUGGACAAAAAAUUUAACUAUCAACAAAGAAUUUGAAACACAAAUAUCAAAAGAAGUGAAAUUUUGGAGAGAUAUAUUGACGCGCAUAGUUAAAAUAAUACUGACUUUAACUGCAGGAAAUACUGCUCUAAGAGGCAAUGAAGAAAAACAAUAUUCUGAAGGAAAUUUUCUUAGAACUGUGAAAUUAGUAGCUGAAUUUGAUCCUAUUUUAAAAUCAGUAUUUGACAAUUAA